GUUCAGGAAAAUCCCAAGUGUUACCGAUCUACCACUGUUCAUGGGCAAUAAGGAUAGCUUUCCACUGUCAUUUUAAAACACGGAGAUAAGUAGAACCGUUUCAUUAUAAUCUAGAAUGCCGAAUCUGAAAAGGAGAGUACGCGUAGCAGCUUGCAGCAGCCAUCGACCCAAGCAAGCUAGUUAAAGACGGAGUGGUUCUAGUCUUGGGACGCCAGCCAGUUGUUCAUUGGUAUACUCUUGCCAGCUAUAGGGACCCUCUCUUGGAUGCUCUUACGAGCUUUGGGCUUCCUGCAUGAUGUGUAACCGUGGUGACAACAGAGAGCACCCACACCCAUCCCUCUCUCCCUUCCCCUGGGCUGCUGCCCCUCCCACACCCCCCUCACCCUAAAGCAGUCCUAACCACACAAAGAUGGCGGACAGGAAGGAGCCACCAAUCUAUAAUGAUGACAGCGUGGGGGCCUUCCAGUACAAGUUGCCGUUCUACGAGACCAUGGAGCUGUUCAUUGAAACGUUGACUGGGACCUGCUUCGAGCUGCGCGUCUCGCCAUUUGAGACAGUCAUCUCUGUCAAGGCCAAGAUCCAGAGGCUGGAAGGUAUCCCCGUUGCCCAGCAACACCUGAUCUGGAACAACUUGGAGCUGGAGGAUGAAUACUGUCUGCAUGACUACAGUAUUGCUGAGGGCUGUACACUGAAGCUGGUCCUGGCCAUGAGAGGAGGACCCAUCAACACCAGGAGAGUGUCUGUGGAGGACCCAUUGAAGGAUAUGGCAGAGCUGAUGGAGGGAGGCAGGGAGGAGGGCUGGGAGAAGAGUAUGCCUAGCAACAAGCAGGUCACCUUCCUGGUGUACCGAGAGGGAGACCAGCUCAACUUCUUCCGGGUCGUCGACCGAGGGGACGGAACUCUGACCCCUGUCUCAGAAUCAUUCAGUGGUGGCUCGGUGUACAACAUGUUCUCUGAGGAGGAGGACAACGACAGUGAGGGCUUGCCUUUGGUCCAGCCAACCCUGGAAAACUGUAUCACCAUGAACAAGAUGAAGCUGCUCAAAGCCAAGAUGGAGGACAUGAACAUCAACAAGAAGCCUAAGAAGUCUGCCAAGUUAGAACCUCUUCCCCCCGUCGGUCCCCGGCCCUGCAGCAGCUCUCUGGACCCCUCUGGACCCCGACACCACCGCCUCUUCCGCGUCCUGCCCGAGAUCAACCAAUCCCAUCAUUCCGCCUCACACUUACCUCCAAUCAGGGACCAGGGAUCCACAACUCCCUCCCCUCCCGCUGCUGCCUCCGCCUCCACCCACCUGUCAAGCAGCGGCCGAGCUCUGCCCUAUUUCUCUUCCUCGUCCUGUUACAUGCUCCAGGAGGAGGAGCCAUGGGAGUCCAUCCCCAAGUCGAUCAGACCCCCUCCCAAAGUGUCCCGGUUAGAGAUCGGCAGCACCAGGCUCAUGAGGGACUGUGUGUACCCGCAGCUCCCCGUGCUCUCCAGCAGGGGUCAGGUUGGUGGGGCCACGGAGCUGCCUGACCCCAGAAGAGAGGCACUGGGCCUGGGGUUGCUGGAGGAGGCGGUGGGCCUGCUGGAGCCCACACCGCCUAGAGCUUUAUACGGAGGUGACCUGCUCUCAGAUCCCCUCAGCCUGGAUAUCUCUUCCCAGCCAGAGAUGGAUCUGGGUGGGUUGGAUGGGCUAGGAGCCCUGGGGGUUGGAGCAGAGCUCCAGCUCCCUUCCUCCCCCUCUCUGCUCUCCCAAGCUGUGGGGAUGAACUCUUUAAACAACUGGGCAAUGGCUGGUUCUGAUAGGCUAGCCUGGAAAGGGGAGAGGACACCUUUACUUGGCAACACCCUUCAUCAUAUUCCCGACUCUCCUUCCUCAUCAUCCUCCCCCUCAAGUAGACCAAGACUACCACAACCCUUUGAGUUUUCCGGCUCAGCAACGUCACCCCUACGACCCAAUCUCCACUCCUCCUCCCACCCCACCACUCUUCUCGCCCCUCCUCCUCCUGCUAGCCCCUCCUCUCCUCCUCAAGGCUCUCGUUUGCGAGGCAUCAAUGUGGACUCCCCAGGCAAGUGGCCGGAGGUGAUCAGGAAAAGCGAGGCGCGUGGCAUCACCAAGCUGGCCAACCAGGCCUGUAUGGAGCCUCUCGGGUCCCUCCGCAACACAGAGCUCCUGGCCUCCCUGUCCUCCUCCAGGUCCCUAGGCAGCAGCAGGGGAGUCCUAGAACCGAGCCUGGGACUCGGGUUGGGGCUUCCCGCUGUUGGGGCCUCCGGGCUUGGCACGCUAGGCUCCACGGCUCUCUCCCUCCCAGCCAACAUCCAGCUACUCCAGGAGGACCUGAUACGAAGAGCAGCCACCUCCUACAUGUCAACCAACAGCCUGGGAUCAGCUGGAGGCUCCAGUUCAAUAAGAAGACUAGGCACCCCGACAUAUCACCUGCCUCCAGUCAAGGUCCCGCUGAGCAGGAAGAAGAAGAGCUCUAAACACUGCUUCCUUUGUGGCAAGAAGACUGGUCUCGCCACCAGCUACGAGUGCAGGUGUGGUAGCAACUUCUGCGCCACCCACCGCUACGCAGAGACUCACGACUGCACGUACAACUACAAGAGUGCCGGACGCCGCUUCCUCCAGGAAACUAACCCCAUCGUCAACGCUCCCAAGCUGCCCAAGAUCUGAGCCCCUCCCCCUGUCCCCCCCUCUAUCCCUGCACUCCUCCUUCCUCGAUUUACCUGAAUGAUUAAAAUCAAAAAGGAAGGAUCUUGAUCACCAUUGUGUGCUUUUUAAUCACCAAGUUUGACUUAAUGACAUCGAAAUGCCAAGUGUGAACAAAACAGAACAGAGGAUAUUAGCACACAAACUCUCUUAGCUAGCUAUCGCCUCUGCUCCGGACAAUGUGAACAAACUGUUGAUCCACUUUCUUCGUAUAUUGUAAGCUUGAUCUUUUUCCUUAGCAAAAAAGUAUUGCAUGUACUAUACAUAGAUGCUUUUUUAAAGCAGAAGAUGUCAGUUUAUUUCAUGUUUUAACGGAACAGAAGUGCACGUCUCCAAGCGUAAACGUUAUCUGUAUUUUUUUGUCAGAUUUGUUUGUUUCUUAAAAUAGGACUGCAGAUCACGUUUUCAUGCGACAAGUCUUUGAGAGAUGCACUUUAGAAUUAUCAUAUUUAUAUACCAAUGUUUGACUUUGUUUGUUUUUUGUAGGCUCUUGCAGUUCUGUGUUUGUUGUUUUAAUGAAGUGUUUUUAUGUUGUCUUACUGUCAAUCAUGUUUUUGUAUUCAAACCCCUUGAAUUAUUCCACAUUUUGUUGUUACAGCCAUCUACACACAAUACCCCAUAUUGACAAAGUGAAAACCUGUUUUCAGACAU
This is a messenger RNA of Salvelinus namaycush (lake trout), 3340 nucleotides long. RefSeq names its product zinc finger, AN1-type domain 4 (gene zfand4). Bases 410 to 2653 code for a protein of 747 amino acids. Lineage: Eukaryota; Metazoa; Chordata; Actinopteri; Salmoniformes; Salmonidae. The record is from RefSeq and is a predicted model, not a curated record. Gene Ontology annotation, molecular function: protein binding; zinc ion binding. The transcript has 11 exons.